Molecule: messenger RNA, 732 nt
Organism: Artibeus jamaicensis (Jamaican fruit-eating bat)
Lineage: Eukaryota; Metazoa; Chordata; Mammalia; Chiroptera; Phyllostomidae
Product: ETS translocation variant 3-like protein
Exons: 4
Coding region: 10-732 (240 amino acids)
Biological process (GO): cell differentiation; regulation of transcription by RNA polymerase II
Cellular component (GO): nucleus
Molecular function (GO): DNA-binding transcription factor activity, RNA polymerase II-specific; sequence-specific DNA binding
Source: RefSeq, a predicted model, not a curated record
GACUGGAACAUGCACCACAGCUGCUUGGCAGAAGGCGUCCCCAGAGUUGCAGGCAACUCCUGGAUCUCCGGCACUCACACUCCCCUCUCUGCCCCAAACUUGGCCUUCCCCAACUGGGCCUACAAAGUUGAGUCAUCCCCAGGCUCCCGGCAGAUCCAGCUGUGGCACUUCACCUUGGAGCUGCUGCAGAAGGAUGAGUUCCACCAUGUCAUAAUUUGGCAGCAGGGAGAGUACGGGGAGUUUGUCAUUGAGGAUCCAGAUGAGGUGGCUCGCCUCCGGGGCCACAGGAAGUGCAAACCACAGAUGAAUUAUGACAAGCUGAGCUGGGCCCUCAGACAUUACUACAACAAAAAGAUCCUGCACAAGACCAAAGCUAAAAGGUUCACACACAAGUUCAACUUCAGCAAGCUCAUCAUAGUCAACUAUCCUCUAAGGGAGGUUCAGGCACCACCAGCCCCCAACCUACUGCUGGGGGGCCCUGUCUUGUUUUGGCCAGCCAUGGUGCCCAUGGGUAUGCAGAGUGAGCUCCUACCCAGCAUGCUGCUCACCCACUGGGCCAUGGUAGAGCAAAUAGCUAGACAGUGGACCUCCUGCAGGACACCAGAGGCCUCUGAGGAUAAGAAUGGGAGCAGUAGUGUCUACCAUGAGUGCUUGAGAAAGGGGAGGGCCCAGGGGACCUUAACCAGAGAAGGAGAGCACCAUUUGGAUGAACAAAUGGGUGAGGGAGCAUGA